This is a messenger RNA of Mandrillus leucophaeus (drill), 1703 nucleotides long. It is a transcript of the gene HCRTR1, whose product is annotated as hypocretin (orexin) receptor 1. The record is from RefSeq and is a predicted model, not a curated record. Gene Ontology annotation, cellular component: membrane. Bases 215 to 1492 code for a protein of 425 amino acids. The transcript has 9 exons. NCBI's taxonomy places the organism in Eukaryota, Metazoa, Chordata, Mammalia, Primates, Cercopithecidae. Gene Ontology annotation, biological process: G protein-coupled receptor signaling pathway; feeding behavior. Gene Ontology annotation, molecular function: orexin receptor activity.
GGAGCCAGCAGGUUCUUGGUGAAGCACUUGGCACGCAUCGGAGCUCAUUUCUCCUCAUCGCGGCCCUGUAAGGAAGUUUGGGGCUGAGAUCCAAAAAGAACUGGGUGCAAGCCUCCAGGCACCCUGAGGGGAGUGGGCUGAGGGCUGGCCCAAGUUCCCUCCUCCCCCUCUGCAGAGCCUAGGAUGCCCCUCCGCCGCAGCAGCUCCUGAGCUCAUGGAGCCCUCAGCCACCCCAGGGGCCCAGAUGGGGGUCCCCACUGGCAGCAGGGAGCCAUCCCCUGUGCCUCCAGACUAUGAAGACGAGUUUCUCCGCUAUCUGUGGCGCGAUUAUCUGUACCCAAAACAGUACGAGUGGGUCCUCAUCGCAGCCUAUGUGGCUGUGUUCCUCGUGGCCCUGGUGGGCAACACGCUGGUCUGCCUGGCCGUGUGGCGGAACCACCACAUGAGGACGGUCACCAACUACUUCAUCGUCAACCUGUCCCUGGCUGACGUUCUGGUAACUGCCAUCUGCCUGCCGGUCAGCCUGCUGGUGGACAUCACUGAGUCCUGGCUGUUCGGCCAUGCCCUCUGCAAGGUCAUCCCCUAUCUACAGGCCGUGUCCGUGUCAGUGGCAGUGCUGACUCUCAGCUUCAUCGCCCUGGACCGCUGGUAUGCCAUCUGCCACCCACUAUUGUUCAAGAGCACAGCCCGGCGGGCCCGUGGCUCCAUCCUGGGCAUCUGGGCUGUGUCGCUGACUGUCAUGGUGCCCCAGGCUGCAGUCAUGGAAUGCAGCAGUGUGCUGCCCGAGCUAGCCAACCGCACACGGCUCCUCUCAGUCUGUGAUGAACACUGGGCAGAUGACCUAUAUCCCAAGAUCUACCACAGUUGCUUCUUCAUUGUCACCUACCUGGCCCCACUGGGCCUCAUGGCCAUGGCCUAUUUCCAGAUAUUCCGCAAGCUCUGGGGCCGCCAGAUUCCCGGCACCACCUCAGCACUGGUGCGAAACUGGAAGCGCCCCUCAGACCAGCUGGGGGACCUGGAGCAGGGCCUGAGUGGACAGCCCCAGCCCCGGGCCCGCGCCUUCCUGGCUGAAGUGAAGCAGAUGCGUGCGCGGAGGAAGACAGCCAAGAUGCUGAUGGUGGUGCUGCUGGUCUUUGCCCUCUGCUACCUGCCCAUCAGUGUCCUCAAUGUCCUUAAGAGGGUGUUCGGGAUGUUCCGCCAAGCCAGUGACCGCGAAGCUGUCUACGCCUGCUUCACCUUCUCCCACUGGCUGGUGUACGCCAACAGUGCUGCCAACCCCAUCAUCUACAACUUCCUCAGUGGCAAAUUCCGGGAGCAGUUUAAGGCUGCCUUCUCCUGCUGCCUGCCUGGCCCGGGUCCCUGCGGCUCUCUGAAGGCCCCUAGUCCCCGCUCCUCUGCCAGCCACAAGUCCUUGUCCUUGCAGAGCCGAUGCUCCGUCUCCAAACUCUCUGAGCAUGUGGUGCUCACCAGCGUCACCACAGUGCUGCCCUGAGCGAGGGCUGCCCUGGAGGCUCCAGCUCGGGGGAUCUGCCUCUACCCCUCAUGGAAAGACAGCUGGAUGUGGUAAAAGGCUGGGGCUUCAGUCCUGGGUUUCUGCCUGUGUGACUCUGGAUAAGUCACUUGCCCUCUCUGAGCUUGUGUCCCCUAAGCAGGGUUGAUGUGAGGAUUAAGCAUGCUGAAGCAAGUGGAAAGCUCCCUGUAAA